Molecule: messenger RNA, 697 nt
Organism: Cotesia glomerata
Lineage: Eukaryota; Metazoa; Arthropoda; Insecta; Hymenoptera; Braconidae
Product: protein D3-like
Exons: 4
Coding region: 86-697 (203 amino acids)
Source: RefSeq, a predicted model, not a curated record
AACAUCAAAAUGACAGGCGAAAAUAAUCCAUGAACAUCUUGUUUUUGGUUGAACUCACAAUCUUUAAAGACUUACCAGCUGCAAGAUGAAGAUGUUAACAACUUUAGUUGCGGUUAUUGUUUUGGUAGAUCUUGCAGAUUCCACGGAAGGAUCUGAACGAUCACGUUUAAAGGCCGCGAAAAUCAUUCCAGAUAUUAUGGAUGACAAAGAAUACCCGCUAUUGCCCGUGAAAUUUGGCUCCUCAAUAUGUUAUUUAGGCAACGACUUGACGAAAGCUGAUACUUUUAUUACGCCUACGUACGAUUUCAACUUUAUACAUCAUAAAUUCUACACUCUACUAAUGACCGAGCCGGACUUAACGACACAAACAGCUCCGUUGCCAGGGGAACUUUUCCACUGGUUAGUCGGAAAUAUUCCUGGCAAUAGAUCAUCCUCAGGAGAAGAGCUAAUAGGUUACUUGCCACCAUUAUCGCCACCUGGAACUAAAGCUCAUCGUUACACAUUUCUGCUUUACCAACAACCUAAGAAAUUGAAUUUCACCGAUGACUCCCUCUUGGGGGUUGAUCUGAUCAACCGGCUGUUUAGAACAGCAAGAGCUUUUGCGAAAAAAUAUAAACUUGGCGACCCUAUUGCCGCAAAUUUUUGCUAUAAAGGAUUUGACCUUCCUGUUGUACAUGGAGCGCUCAAUGUAGUUUAA